This is a messenger RNA of Alternaria postmessia, 2553 nucleotides long. RefSeq lists its product as uncharacterized. Gene Ontology annotation, molecular function: protein binding; oxidoreductase activity. The record is from RefSeq and is a predicted model, not a curated record. The transcript has a single exon. Gene Ontology annotation, cellular component: mitochondrion. NCBI's taxonomy places the organism in Eukaryota, Fungi, Ascomycota, Dothideomycetes, Pleosporales, Pleosporaceae. Bases 1 to 2553 code for a protein of 850 amino acids.
AUGGCGACCUCCCAGCGUGUUGUGAUUAUUGGCGCCGGUGUCGUCGGCACCAACCUCGCUGAUGAGCUGGUCUCACGAGGAUGGAACAACAUCACGGUGAUUGAGCAGGGCCCAUUGAGCAUGCCUGGUGGUUCAACGUCACAUGCGCCUGGCCUGGUAUUCCAGACGAACCCUUCCAAAACGAUGACUUUACUCGCCAAAUACACCGUCGAGAAGUUCUCAGCGCUCGAGAAAGACGGACAGAACUGUUUCAACCAGUUGGGUGGCUUGGAGAUCGCGACAAUCCCAGAACGAUUGGAGGAACUCAAGCGCAAACACGGAUACGCACAAUCAUGGGGCAUCGAAGCGCACUUGAUCAGCCCCGAAGAAUGUCUCAAGAAGUACCCUCUCCUUAACAAGGAUAUGGUGCUAGGUGGUCUUCACAUUCCAAGCGAUGGCUUGGCACUAGCAGCUCGCGCGACACAGCUACUUAUCGAAAACACACGCAACGCGGGUGUCAAAUACCUCGAGCAUACCGUCGUUACCGGAAUCGAACAAGCGAACGGUCAGGUCACCGGUGUGACAACGAACAAUGGUUCUGUACCGGCGGAUAUAGUUGUUUCGUGUGCUGGUUUCUGGGGUGUGGAGAUAGGAGCCAUGAUUGGACUCAAGGUCCCUCUUCUUCCUCUAGGGCACCAGUAUGCGAAGACUACGGCUGUACCAGGCCUCCAGAACCGCGAAGUCAACAAGAAGAUCAACGCCAUGAACGCCGAGUUGCCCAUAUUGCGACACCAAGACCAAGAUCUAUACUACCGAGAGCAUGGGGAGCAGUAUGGAAUUGGUUACUAUGGUCACCGGCCGAUGCCUGUCAAGGCCUCAGAUCUGGGUGUAACACCGAAACACGUUGAUGAGAAGCAUAUGCCUUCUCGCCUAGAUUUCACACCAGAAGACUUUGAGCCGGCCUGGAAAGCUACCAAAGAACUGCUUCCCAUUCUCCGCGAGACUGAGAUCGCUGACGGCUUCAACGGCAUCUUCUCUUUCACACCAGAUGGUGGAUCCGUUGUCGGACAAGCACCCAACCUCGAUAACUUCUGGGUCGCCGAAGCUGUGUGGGUAACACAUUCGGCCGGUGUAGCUCGAGCUGUCGCAGAGACCCUUACGGAGGGUCGUUCGACUGUCGACAUUGCGGAGUGCGAGUUAACACGAUUCGAGGAAGUACAGCUCAGCCCAGAAUACGUCAGCGAGACAUCACAACAGAACUUCGUCGAGAUCUACGACAUCAUCCACCCCCUCGCACCGAAAGAGAACCCUCGAAACCUUCGCGUCAGCCCGUUCUAUACUCGUCAACAGGAGCAAGGCGCUUUCUUCCUAGAAGUAGGAGGCUGGGAGCGUCCACACUGGUAUGAAGCGAAUGCGGAUCUGGUCAGCACCUUGCCGGAUGAAUGGAAGCCGGUCGAUCGCGAUGCUUGGUCAUCCAAGUUCUACUCGCCAAUCGCUGCGGCCGAGGCUUGGAAGACACGAAACGCAGUAGCAUUGUACGAUAUGACUACUUUCCAUCGAUUCGAGGUCUCCGGUCCUGGUGCUGUCCACCUGCUUCAGAGAUUGACGACCAGUGAUGUUUCCAAGCAGCCUGGCGCUAUCACCCAUACUCUCCUUGUCAAUGGCCACGGCGGCGUACUAAGCGAUAUUUUUGUGUCCAGGAUCGAGGAAGACCUGUUCCAAGUAGGCGCCAACACUGCGACCGAUCUUGCCUACCUCGCACGCGAAGCACGUCGUCAACAAAAGCACACACCUAGUCAGUGGGCUCAGGUACGAGACGUCACUGGCAGUACAUGCUGUCUUGGUCUUUGGGGUCCUCGCGCUGGGGACGUUAUCCGCACAAUCAGCUCGGAUGAUUACAGCAACAAAGGCUUGCCGUAUAUGGGUGUUAAGAAGACGAGCAUAGCUGGAAUUCCCGUCACGAUGUUCCGAAAGUCCUUUGUCGGCGAAUUCGGUUGGGAGGUUCAAACCACACCUGAAUAUGGCCUGCGCCUCUGGGACUUAUUGUUCCAGUCGGGCAAGCCCCACGGUCUAGUUGCUGCAGGUCGCGCCGCCUUCAAUGGACUACGAAUCGAGAAGGGUAUCCGAGCCUCAGGUUCAGACAUGACUUCUGAGCACAACCCAUGGGAGGCUGGCGUGACGUACGCGAUCCAGAUGGGCAAGAAGGCGGAUUACGUUGGUAAAGCGGCACUAGAGCAGCUUUCUAGGAAGGCAGCAUCUAAGCGACUUAGAUGCCUGACUGUCGAUGACGGACGAUCCAUGGUUCUGGGUAAAGAGCCAGUCUUCGUGGAAGGCGAAAGAGCUGGUUAUGUUACCAGCGCCGCUUUUGGUUACACGGUACGCAAGCCUGUCGCAUAUGCAUGGCUUCCGAGCAAUGUAAGCGAAGGAAAGUCUGUGGAGAUUGAGUAUUUCGGCAAGAAGAUCAGGGCCACAGUAACUCGAGACCCAUUGCACGAUCCUCAAGAACAGCGUCUGAGGGGUGAAGGAUCGUCCGAAAAGCCGGAGUUGCAGAAGAGACUGAAGUCGUUGUUGUAG